AUGGCCCUAGAAGCCAUCAGGUUCAGCCGUGGCGGCGGCCUGGCGCCGGCCUCCCUGCAGCUGCUGGAGCAGAGAAAAUUGCCGCUGGAGACGGAGUGGCUGGACAUCGAUGGGCCCCAGUCCGCCUGGACCGCCAUCCGCGAUAUGACAGUGCGCGGCGCGCCGGCGAUCGCCAUUGCCGCCGCGCUGAGCCUGGCGGUCGACCUGAUCAACAGCGGCGGCGGCAGCCAGUUUCAGGGCCCCGCCGCCGCCGCAGCCUACGUCGCGCAGCAGAUGGACUUUUUGGUCACCAGCCGGCCCACCGCCGUCAACCUGAGCAUCGCGGCAGAGGCGCUCAAGAGGCUGGCGGGCGAGGAGGCGGGCCGGGCGGGGGCCACCGCCGCCAGCGUGACGGCGGCUGUGGUGGCGGCGUGCCAAGCCAUGAUGGCUGAGGAUGUUGCGGCAAACAAGGCGAUGGGGCGCCACGGCGCCGACGCCCUGCUGGCGGCAGCCCAGGAGCGCGGCCGCGCCGGCAGCGGCCGCCUGCGCGUGCUGACGCACUGCAACACCGGCAGCCUGGCCACCGCCGCCUACGGCACAGCCCUGGGCGUGAUCCGCGCCCUGCACGAGCAGGGGCGCCUGGAGCAUGCAUACUGCUGCGAGACCCGGCCAUACAACCAGGGCGCGCGGCUGACUGCGUAUGAGCUGGUGCAUGACGGCUUGCCCAGUACUCUCAUCUGUGACUCGGCUGCGGCGGCGCUGAUGGCGUCGGGCAGGGUGGAUGCCGUGGUGGUGGGCGCGGACCGCAUCGCCGCCAACGGGGACACGGCCAACAAGAUUGGCACCUACUGCCACGCGGUGGCGGCCCGCCACCACGGCAUCCCCUUCUUUGUGGCGGCACCCACCACCACACUAGACCCCCAGCUGGACACCGGCAGCCUCAUCCCCAUUGAGGAGCGGUCCCCCGAGGAGGUCACGCAUUUCAAGGGGCAGCGGGUGGCGGCGGACAUCCCUGUGUGGAACCCCAGCUUUGACGUGACGCCAGCGGAGCUGAUUGAAGGCCUCAUCACGGAGAGAGGGCUGGUGCCGCGGGCGCUCGCCGCCAGCGGCGGCUUUGCGGUACGCAGCUGGCUGGCGGCCGCCGCCGCGGCCAACGGCGUCGGCGGCGCGGCAGCCAACGGCGGCGUUUCAGGCGCCGCCGCGCCGCCGGCCAGGCCGCUGGCCACGCAGCCCGGCUACCAGGCGCUCGAUUGCGGCACGGUGGUGGAGUAUGUGGCGGCGCGGCCGCAGCUGGCCAAGCACGUGGGCAGGCCCGACACCAAGAACAGCUGGCAGGUGCGUGAGGUGGGGGACGGCAACCUCAACUUUGUGUACGUCGUGGAGGGGCCGGCGGGCUCGCUGUGCGUCAAGCAGGCGCCGCCCUUUGUGCGCGUCGUGGGCGAGUCGUGGCCGCUGACGCAGGACCGCGUGCGGAUCGAGGCGGCGGCGCUCGAGGCGGAGGCGGCGCACUGCCCGCAGCACGUGCCGGCCCUGUACUGGUUCGACCCACGCAUGUGCAUCAUCGCUAUGCAGUACCUUGCGCCGCCGCACAUCAUCGUGCGCAAGGGACUGAUUGAGGGCCGCCUCUACCCACGCCUGGCCUCCCACCUCGCCUCCUUCCUGGCCGCCACACUGUUCCACACCUCGCUGCUGGCGCUGCCCAGCGACGAGUUCAGGGCCAACAUAGGUCGCUUCACAAACGUGGAGAUGUGCCGCUUGACGGAGCAGGUGGUCUUCACAGAUCCGUACUACCCAUCGGAGCACAACCGCCACACCUCCCCGCAGCUGAACGCUGACGUGGCGGCGCUGCGUGCUGACGUGGCCGCCAGGGUGGCGGCCGCCAAGCUCAAGGCCAAGUUCACGCAGCAGCACCAGGCGCUGAUCCACGGCGACCUCCACACCGGCUCCAUCAUGGCCACAGAGGACAGCACGUAUGUUAUUGACCCGGAGUUUGCCUACUAUGGUCCCAUGGCGUUUGAUGUGGGCAAGAUCCUGGCCAACCUGCUGCUCAUGUUCUUCGCCUGCGACGGCCACGCCACGGAUGCGGAGCCCCGCAUGCAGCAGCGCCGCUGGCUGCUGGACGCGACAAAGGAGGUGUGGGAGGGCUUCAGCCGCCGCUUCUGCGAGCUCUGGCAUCAGCACGGCGCCAGGGGCGACGCCUACGCUGCUGUGCUGUUUGGCGGCGGCGCCGAGCAGGGUGAGGAGGCGCUGGCCCAGGCGCAACGCCAGUUCAUGCAGGAGCUGUGGAGGGAUGCGGUGGGGUUCCUGGGGGCCGUGGUCAUCCGUCGCCUGGUGGGCAUUGCACACGUGGCGGACAUGGACAGCAUCCCAGAUGAUGACGUGCGUGCGGUGUGCGAGCGGCGGGCGCUGCGCUUUGGUCGCAAGGCGCUUGUGGAGGCGGCGCAGGUGGGCGGCGUGGAGCAGCUGCUGCAGCUGGCAGAGGCGGUGCGGCAGGAUGGCCAGCAGCCCUUGUUCCCGCUCCCGUCGACGUGA
Messenger RNA from Chlorella variabilis, 2511 nucleotides. RefSeq lists its product as hypothetical. Gene Ontology annotation, molecular function: S-methyl-5-thioribose kinase activity. Lineage: Eukaryota; Viridiplantae; Chlorophyta; Trebouxiophyceae; Chlorellales; Chlorellaceae. The record is from RefSeq and is a predicted model, not a curated record. The coding region runs from base 1 to 2511 and encodes 836 amino acids. The transcript is spliced from 17 exons.